Pezoporus occidentalis (night parrot) is the source of this 3184-nucleotide messenger RNA. RefSeq names its product tRNA methyltransferase 44 homolog (gene TRMT44). The transcript has 11 exons. Gene Ontology annotation, molecular function: metal ion binding; tRNA (uridine) methyltransferase activity. NCBI's taxonomy places the organism in Eukaryota, Metazoa, Chordata, Aves, Psittaciformes, Psittacidae. The record is from RefSeq and is a predicted model, not a curated record. Gene Ontology annotation, biological process: tRNA methylation. The coding region runs from base 1145 to 2824 and encodes 559 amino acids.
UGGUUUUUUACCUUGUAUGAUGGUAAUAUGCUGCAGUAAAUCCUACUCAUUAAGAAACGUGUAAGGUAGAAGUUGACACCUUUUUAAGAUAAAUUUGGGGAGAAGUAGGGAUGGGGAGUAAAUUCUUAUAGUAAAGCUUUGAAAAGAAUCAGAAUUCUGGAAGCAAUGAAAUUUACAAUUCAAAAAGACCUGUAAUCAUUUAUGGGAUGCUCUUGGGGCCUAAAAUUAUUUGAUGCCUUCAAAUCAAAAGGAAGUGUAUGUUUUUUUUCUUUUGAUGUUAAGAUGUUCCUGAGCUACAUCUAGAGAGCCUAUCUGUAACAAAAAGCUUGGGAGAGUAAUUUAAUUAGUAAAAAUCAAAUUUAAAAGCAAAAUUUAAAGAAAGAGAGGGAAUUAACUAAGGACAGGCCAAGAUAGACUUAAUGUUUUUUUCUAUUGCUAAUUUAUCAUUUCCUGUCUCAGAAAAUUGUCCACUGAAGUUUGAUUACUCAGCCAAUGCAGCAUUCUUGGUUUGAAGAUUUGCAUUUGUCAGGAUGUUUUCAAAAAUGAGAGCAAGGUAUUCUGAAGAAGUCACCCUGGAUAAACACCUAAAAGAUUUUGCAAGUGUUUUAUAAAGCAAUAAUGCAUACAUAUGUGCCAUAAAAUAUGUAAAAGUGAAUGCUUUUACAGUCACUUUAUAGGAAGGAUAUAGGAAUAAGUUAUUAAGAUUAAAAAUGAAUCAGCAUGUGAGUACUAGGCUUUAUCAUGCAAUUCAUACUCUGCUGCAGUUGCCUUUUUAUUUGUAAGUUAUUUCAAAAAGACACAGUCUUUCUUUUUAAUUGUGUAGGGGUUACUUACAGUAUGUGUAUGAUUGAUAUUAAAGAAUGAAAUGUGGCAAAGUUGCAGAAUAUCUUCUUGAAAUAUAAUACAGGCACUCAAGUGCAUUGCCAGCUGUUUGUCAGCCCAUUUCAACUCUUCCAGAAUCUCUAGUUUUAGAAUCUGUCACUGGACAUAAACAUUUUAUUCUGCAGGUGGUUAAUACUGUUAAGAUCAGUAGUGUUGUUGCUGAACAUAACAUGUUAACGUAAUAUAUGCACCUUCACCUAAAACCAGAUCUUAUCAGAUUAUCUGCCUUCAGAGUUAUGAGAUACUAAUUUAGGGAUAGAUAAUGUGGUUUUUACAGUGCCUAAUCCAUGAACUCUGUUUGGAAAAGCUGAAUGACAGUGAGGAAGAUGUUUACAAUGGAACUGUGACCUUUCUGCCCUUGGAGGAAAACAGUGAAGGAAAAUACAAGAUUAAAAAGUGCAAUAUUUAUCAGAUUCAACUUGUGUACAUAAAAGAUGAGGAAUGGUCUGUUUCUGUUGUAGCUCCAUUUCCAGAAGACUGGUUUUCAGAUGGAAUUGCAUACCCCAAACUAGCAUGGCUUGAAAAUGAGCUUUUGUCCAAAUUGGCUAAAUGGUCUGUGGAGCAAAAGCCCAGUGAGUUUAAAAGUACACUCUCGCUCAUUUCUGUAGCAAAAUACAGCAAGGUUUAUCAAGACCUUAAAGAAAAGUACAAGGAGAUGGUAAAGGUGUGGCCUGAAGUGACAGAUCCUGAGAAAUUUGUUUAUGAAGAUGUUGCCAUUGCCACUUACUUGCUGAUUCUUUGGGAAGAAGAGAGAAAGGAAAAAGGGUUGACUAAGAAACAGUCAUUUGUAGAUCUUGGAUGUGGAAAUGGUCUGCUGGUUCAUAUUCUAAAUAAUGAAGGGCAUUCAGGUAGAGGAAUUGAUGUGAGGAGAAGAAAAAUAUGGGACAUGUAUGGAUCAGGAACUCAUUUAGAGGAAUCUACAAUCAUGCCAGGUGACACUCAUCUCUUUCCAGACACUGACUGGCUCAUAGGAAAUCAUUCAGAUGAAUUAACACCAUGGAUACCUGUAAUUGCAGCUAGGUCUUCCUAUUCUUGUCGCUACUUUGUGCUGCCCUGUUGCUUCUUUGAUUUCUAUGGAAAAUACAGCCGAAGACAAAGCAAGAAAACCCAGUACAGAGAGUAUCUUGAUUUCGUUGCCCAAGUGGGAUUUGUAUGCGGCUUUAAUGUGGAGGAAGAUUGCCUUAGAAUUCCAUCAACAAAGAGGGUAAGCCUUAUUGGAAAAAGCAGGACCUAUCCACCUGCAGAACAUGCUCUGAUUGACAAGCAGAUAACACAGUAUAUUAAUACUCAUCAGACCUGUGCUCUGCUCAUGUGUAACAGAAAAGUUGCAUGUAAUCAUAAGGAUCACUCUGAUGUGUGCAAAGAAGCCAGCUCUGAACUUCCUGAAAAUGAGACUAAGACUGCUGGUACAAUUUGGAUGCCUGGAUUUCAACCCAGAGAAAAAGUAGAACAAAUCAGAAACUGUGCUUCCCUCCCUCGGGAUUUUGUAGAUGAUGUGGUUCUCAGUGUGGCAAACUUGCUGUUAAAUGCAGCCUCCCAAAACUCAUGUUCUGAUAUGCGUGAUGGAAAUACAAAUACCUGGAAUCAAGGAGAAAGCCUUUCCUUGAAAGAAGUAGCAGAACACUUACAUAAAGAGACUUUAAAAAGGCUGAAGAGUGAAUAUGGAGGCCUGCAGACACUUCUCAAGAACAAUCAUCAAGUAUUUGAAGUUCUAAAUGGGAGAGUUCAUAUUCGUGACUGGAGAAAAGAGAAACCGUCAAGGAAAACUAAGCCUGAAGUGAAGCGCCGCCUUUCAGCUGAAGCAUUUAAAACACGUCUCUGUUGGUUUUUCAUUCAUCAUCCUGAUGGUUGUUCUUUGCCUUCUGAAUCCUGCCCAUAUGCUCAUGGGACUGAGGAACUAAGGCAGUCUCAGAAGAUUAAAAAGAAGAAAAAUAUACAGUAAUAAAAUGCCUCCACUUACGUUUAAGCUGAUGUACAUAACCAAAUAUGUGACUGACUUUGGGACUGCCUAGUGCAUGAAGAUCUGUACAGUAUGGAGGGGUUUCCCAAUUCCUAUGUAUCUUAUUUUCCAUUUAAUUUACAAGUUCUGCAUUUCUCAUUCUUUUGUUUUGUCAUUAACAUACUACAUGUAUGUAGUAAAAGUAUGUAAUACUUUUGGAUUUUGUUUCGGCUUGACUAGCGUGCAUUUGUAUAAGUUGAAAAGUUUAAAAGCUUUGUUUCCUAGGGCACUCUUCAUGAUCCUCAAUGAGUUCAAAUGUACAUGAUGCAGCAUUUUCAGACCAUGAAAAUCAGCUGAUUUUUU